CAGUGUUGGAGGCUAGUUCCUACCAGAACCAUGAAGUGUGAUAAUCAGGAUAGGCUUCUCUGCAUCAAAGCCAUAUUGUUCUGUGUCAUCCUGAUAUUCUGGGUAAGGAGACCCUAAAUAUUCAUUAAUCUCAAGCACCCAUCCUGGGUGGUCAGGGCCAGUGUUAUCCCCAGGAGAAUUCAUUCACUAAACUGUGAAUCUUGGUAAAUUGAUUUUAUAACAUGCUGGUCUUGGGGGAAUCUUCCCAAUUCAGACACCAGUUUGUUGGUUUGUGUAUAUAAACGUUGUGCUUGCUCUCACGUGAAUGUAUCUUUUCCCUGGCGGUGUCACUAGUGGUUAUAUUACAGCCAUUAUAAUUCUGGGGAAUUCUAUCACAGAGUGUGUGUGUCCCCCUUCCUGGCUAUCACAGAGCGCAGUGUGUGUGUGUGUCCCUCUUCCUGGCUAUCACAGAGCGCAGUGUGUGUGUGUGUGUGUGUGUGUGUGUCCCUUCCUGGCUAUCACAGAGCGCAGUGUGUGUGUGUCCCUCCCUUCCUGGCUAUCACAGAGCGCAGUGUGUGUCCCUCCCUUCCUGGCUAUCACAGAGCGCAGUGUGUGUCCCCCAUCCUGGCUAUCACAGAGCGCAGUGUGUGUCCCCCAUCCUGGCUAUCACAGAGCGCAGUGUGUCCCCCCCAUCCUGGCAAUCACAGAGCGCAGUGUGUGUGUCCCAUCCUGGCUAUCACAGAGCGUGUGUCCCCCACCCCCAUCCUGGCUAUCACAGGCGGUGUGUCUCCCCAUCCUGGCUAUCUGGGCUGGUGUGUCUCCCCCCUCACCUGGCUAUCACAGGUAGCGGUGUCUCCCCCCUCAUCCUGGCUAUCACAGGCGCCCAGUGUCCCCCAUCCACCAAGCUAUCACGGAAGCAUGAGUGUGUCCCCCAUCCUGGCUAUCUGGAAGCAGUGUCGGCUAUCCCCCCCAUCCUGGCUAUCACAGGCGCAGGUCUCCCCCUUCCUGGCUAUCAAGCAGUGCCGCAGUGUCCCCCCAUCCUGGCUAUCACAGAGGCGCCAGUGUGUGUCCCCCCAUCCUGGCUAUCACAGAGCGCGGGUGUGUCCCGAUCCCCCGUGUGGCUUCCCAUCGCAGGCGCCAGUGUCCCGUCCCCAUCCUGGCUAUCACAGGCGCAGUGUGUCCCGUCCCCCAUCCUGGCUAUCACAGCGCGGUGUGUGUGUCCCCAUCCUGGCUAUCACAGGCAGCGUGUGUGUGUGUGUGUGUGUCCCCCAUCCUGGCUAUCACAGGCGCAGUGUGUGUGUCCCCCCCAUCCUGGCUAUCACAGGCGGUGUGUGUGUCCCCCCCAAUACACAAGCUGUCACAGGCAAGUGUCCCCCCAUCCUGGCUAUCAAGCAGCAGUGUGUCCACCCCAUCCUGUGGCUGUCACAGGCGCGGUGUGUGUCCCCAUGCAAGCCCCAUCCUGGCUAUCACAGAGCGCAGUGUGUCUCCCCCCAGCUAUAUCACAGGCGCGAGGGUGUGUGUGUGUGUCCCCCUGGCUAUCCUGGCUAUCCUGGCUAUCACAGGCAGUGUCCCCCCAGUAUCUGUGUCCCCCCAUCCUGGCUAUCUGGAGAGGGCCCCCCCAUCCUGGCUUCACAGGCCGCAGUGUGUCCCAUCCUGGCUAUCACAGGCGCCAGUGUGUCCCCACACUGGCUAUCACAGGCGCCAGUGUGUCCCCCCCCAUCUGCUAUCCUGGAGGCGCAGUGUGUGUGUCCCCCCACAUCCCACAAGCUAUCACAGGCGUGGUGUCCCCCCCCUCCCAGGCAGUGUGUCCCCAUCCUGGCUAUCACAGGCGCGGUGUGCGUGUGUGUGUGUCCCCCCAUCCUGGCUAUCACAGGCGUGUGUCCCCCAUCCACCAAGUAUCCCCCCCUCCCCGAUCCUGGCUAUCACAGGCGCAGUGUCCCCCAUCCUGUAUCACAGAGCGCCGCCGGCUAUCCUGGAACAGCCCAGUGUGUCCCCCCAUCCUGGCUAUCACAGGCGCGUGUGUCCCCCGACAUCCUGCUAUCACAGAGCCGCAGUGUGUGUCCCCAGCCUGGCUAUCUGGGCGCAGUGUGUCCCCCCAUCCUGGCUUGUAUCACAGAGCGCAGUGUGUGUCCCCCAGCCUGGCUAUCACAGAGCGCAGUGUGUGUCCCCCCCCCCAUCCUGGCUAUCACAGAGCGCAGUGUGUGUUGCAGGUCAUGGUGUCUCUUUACGUGUGCGUUCUUUUUCCCUGUACAGAUUACAGGUGUGUUGUUUAUCUGUAUCGGGGCGUUGGUGCAGCUCAGACUGUCUGAUGUCUCGGUGGUCCUUGCUGAAACUUCCUCGGGGGUUCCCAUGGUUUUUACCAUCGUGGGGCUCACUAUAUUCUUUCUGUCUGGCUUUGGUGCCUUGGCUGCUCUGCGAGAAAACAAUACCCUUAUUAAAAUAGUAGGUAUCGUAUGAGUGCUUGCCGUGUUUACCACGAUUUUACGAUAAUCUCACAUGUGCGUUCACAUUGUAAUGACCAUAAAUAGUCUGUAUACAGCCUUUGUCUGGCAGUAUGAAUUAAAAUCUAACUUUAAUAAUCUAAAAACAAACUUCAUUAGGCUGUUCCCAGUGCGGGGUUCUCCAUUACCCUGGGAAGGCGAAGAUGAUACAAAAUCCAUGUGUUGGGGGGUGGCCUUGGUAAUGGAACCCUGAAUAGCCUGGGGUGCAAUAAUGGCUCUGUAUCCCUUCCUGUGUGAUCCAAUGCAUUCUUCCAGGGUUACUUAGAGCCAGACUUGAAACUCCCAAGUGAUCUCCCUCCGUAACAUAAACAUGCGUUAAAUGAACGCUUCCCACUUUACACAAGCAAAUACGGGUGGUGAGAUCUGGGAAACCAUGACAGCAAUGGCCCUCACUGGUUAACUGCCUUACAUCUGUUCCACGCUGUCGCCGUGUCCCGCGCCUGUUCACUGCUGUGUGUUUUCCCCCUCAGUUCUCCGUGAUCAUGCUGCUGAUUUUUGUGGUGGAGAUAGUGGUGGGAAUUUCUGCCUUUACUUACAGAGAUCGGGUGAGUGUGGGCGCUGGCCGGACUCCAGGUAUUUUUAUAUGGAUCUUGUCCUGUGAUGUGAAUUAAUGAUAUUUGUUCCUCUGGAAAAGCUCCUCCAAAACCACGACACCCAUACUGGAUUCUGAGAUUAUUGGGUAAAACAAACUUUUAAGUAGACAAUAGACAUGUGCAUUAGUUUUCAUAUGAUUUCGUCCGAAAAACAUUAUAUAUAUAUAUAUAUAUAUAUAUAUAUAUAUAUAUAUAUAUAUAUAUAUAUAUAUAUAUAUAUAUAUAUAUAUAUAUAUAUAUAUAUAAUUUUUUUUUUUUAUUAUUUUUUUUAUAUUUCAUUUUUGAUCCAACACCCAUCUACAUGGGUUAAAUAACAGGCCCUGAUAAUAUGAAAAGAUGUCUUCUCAGUUUCCGUUCCAUUUUGUCCCAUCAUUCUAGCCCUGGAUGCUCACUUUGUCCAUCUUCUCGUUAUUAUCUUGCAGAUACAAAGUAUCGUGUCACAGAGAUUUCUCAAGGUUCUCCACACGUAUGGCCAGGAGCCAAGACUAACCAACGCCAUAGACAGCAUCCAGCAAGAGGUGAGGAAUGGGACUGAUCGUGGUAUACAGAUGGAUUAUACCUGGAUGCCCAAAAUGUAGACCCUUGGUGUUUUAAAACUACAGCUUCUAUGAUGCUUUGUAAUUCUAAAGGCAUUCAAAACAGUUGUAGUUCUAAAACCUCUAGGGAUCUACCUUUUGGACACUCCAAAUUGUUGCCUAGAAUGAGAGGUAGCUGGUUAACCCUUGGACUGACACUUGGUGUUUGAGUGAUUUUGGGGUCUAUUGUAUGGUCUGGAGACGUGUGGCAGAAUUAAACAUUGGUGGACCAGUUACUGAUAUGCAGAUUGAAUUGGCUUAUAUCUAGGUGGUAGUGGUAUUGUAGCAUAGCCAUGCGUGUUGUCUAUUACCCCCCCACCCCAUGUAGUUCCAGUGUUGUGGUGCACAGAAUUUUACAGACUGGCUGAACAGCACUCUCAACAUGCCCGCCACGUCCGUGCCAAGGAGCUGCUGCCGGAGGAAUCAGCCAAUGUGUGGCAACAAUGCUUUGGAUCACAUGGACAACUUAUUCCUGGAGGUGGGUGUCUGGUCAUGGCUGGGAGUAUAGGCUCUAUGUCUAGGAGGAGGGAAUCUGGUCAUGGCUGGAGGGGUAUGUUUUAGGUCUGAGAAGAGGUGGUCUGGUCAUGGCUAGCUUCUGGCUAAGUUCUUGGUCUGGGAGGAGGGGGUCUGGUCAUGGUUGGGGGGUAGGUUCUAGGGACAGUGCCUUGGUUUGGUGCUCUCACUCUACAGACCUGGUUAUCUUAUGGUAAAGUGACUUCCCAUUUACAAACCUGUCUAUAGGGACCCACCAUCAAUAAACCAGAUGUAUCAUGAGAUGUAAAUUUGUGAAGUGAUUUAAAUGCCAGUAUUUGUUUGUUUCCUGCGUUAACUGCCACUCCCUGACUAUCAGGAAGGGGUCUAAGUUCUAGCUAUAGGAGAUCCCCCAUCUUAUCCUCAUUAUUGAUCUAUAAAGAUCUUUCCAGAUGAGGUCCCUUUAUCAUAUCUGUGAAUAACUGACUCCCACGAAGAGAUCUUCUGGGAUCAGUAAACAUGGCUCCCUCCAGUGUCUGUCUUGUUCACGCUCCAUUCUGCAGGGUUGUGUUGUGAAGAUGAGAAAUUGGAUAUCGGAGCACAUUCAAGUUAUUGGGGCCAUGGGCCUGGGCCUUGGAUUCUCCCAGGUACUGAACCUUGUAUUUGUCUAUUUGUCCUUUGGGGGGAGGGGGGGGUGCGGUGUGUGUGUCCCUGGCUAUCAUGCAGUAAGUCCAGGCAAUGUAUAGAAGAUGUGUGCCGGCAAUCAAGCUAGCAUCUUACCAUCAAUCUGUUCUGUCCCGUCCCAUGUUAUCCCUGGGAGUUGACAAAGGACUAGUAUAACUCAUUCCUAGUUUCCCAUUUUAUAUCAAUAAACAUUUCUGGGAUAUGUAGCUCCCCUCCCAGUGCGUGGUGUUAAUAUAGGCUUGGCCUGUGCCCAUCAUGGUUGCACUGGGCAUCUUGGCAUUAAACCUGAACAUGUCAUCAGAUUGCAGUAACUGUGUUUCUCUCUGCAGAUAUUUGGGAUUCUACUCUCCUGGCUUCUUGUGAAUUUUCUACGGGAAAGCUAUGCCGCUGUGUAA
Molecule: messenger RNA, 5198 nt
Organism: Pelobates cultripes (western spadefoot toad)
Lineage: Eukaryota; Metazoa; Chordata; Amphibia; Anura; Pelobatidae
Source: the annotation of a GenBank genome assembly